This is a messenger RNA of Didymosphaeria variabile, 768 nucleotides long. RefSeq lists its product as uncharacterized. Bases 1 to 768 code for a protein of 255 amino acids. The transcript is spliced from 2 exons. The record is from RefSeq and is a predicted model, not a curated record. NCBI's taxonomy places the organism in Eukaryota, Fungi, Ascomycota, Dothideomycetes, Pleosporales, Didymosphaeriaceae.
AUGGAGGUUCGAGAAGCUGUUAUGGGUGGUCCAGGAGGUUACGACCUAAAAGCCGCCUUGGAUGGAGUGGUUGAUCUGAGAGACACGGAAGACGCGGAUAAAGAAACCCGAUGGGCUCAGGCUGUUACCCAUGAGGUUGUGAAGCCGCAUGAGCACGAGAUCGUCGAAGAACGCAUCUACCGCGAGAUCCACAAUCACGAAGUCUACCACUACAUCCAACCUGUCUAUGAAACUGAGAUCCUCCCUGCUCGUCAUUGGGUGUACAAUGCGAAAAAUGAAAUGGUGGAAGUGUCGGCGGAUGAGCUCCCGGAGUGCACUGGGGCGAAGCAGCGAUGGGCUAUCGUCCGAGGUGACAAAGAAAAGUCUACAUCGCACAUCGUCCGAAGCGCACCGCAGGCUCGAGAGCCAAGAACCCUUUCCGACAAGACAUAUAUCACCCCAGAAGGGUUCGAACGGAGAGAGACCACGAUCUUGCACCCGCCUGAGCUUGAGGAUCUGUCGGAUUACAGCGGUCCGGUCGUUCCCAUAGAGUUCCUGCAUCACCCCGAGCACUAUCCAGGGCGGGAAUUGAAGGCAAAGACGAGGCUUGAUCAUCUUCCCGAGGAUCGGAAGUUCACAAUGGAAGAACUGUCUGACGCUCUUCCCGUGGCUCGUACCGGAAGCUCCUCUUCUUCGUCGGGGCAGGCUACAGGUAGCUCUACCUCGUCACCUGCGUCGAAACGGCUGUCGAUUCCGCGCAAACCGGUUCCCGCAGUCUCUUCUUACUGA